Molecule: messenger RNA, 1590 nt
Organism: Orycteropus afer afer
Lineage: Eukaryota; Metazoa; Chordata; Mammalia; Tubulidentata; Orycteropodidae
Gene: ST6GAL2
Product: ST6 beta-galactoside alpha-2,6-sialyltransferase 2
Exons: 5
Coding region: 1-1590 (529 amino acids)
Biological process (GO): carbohydrate metabolic process
Molecular function (GO): sialyltransferase activity
Source: RefSeq, a predicted model, not a curated record
AUGAAACCAAACUUGAAACAAUGGAAACAACUCAUGCUCUUUGGAAUAUUUGCGUGGGGGCUCCUCUUUUUGGUGAUUUUUAUCUACUUCACUGACAGCCACCCUGCUGAACCUGUACCCAGUUCCUUUUCUUUCCUAGAGACCAAAAGACUGCUGCCCAUCCAGGGGAAGCAGAGGGCCAUCAUGGGAGCCAUGCAUGAACCCUCCUUUGCUGAAAACAUGGCCGGUUACAAGAUGCUGCCUGACAGAGACCUGUCAGACUCUGUGGACUUGGGGCCUGGAGACCUGCAGAGAUGGGCCCACAUGAAAGAUGGAUUUGAAAAUGAAGAUGAGUUUUUUUCAUCCCAGAUCGGGAGAAAAUCCCAAAGUGCUUUCUAUCAGGGGGAUGAUGACUACUUUUUUGCUGCUGGUCAGCAAGGGCCCCACAGCCACAUUCAGGACAUGUUGCCAUUCCUUUCCCACAGGGAGCAAGCCCAGAGGGAGGGUGUUUUGUCGGUGCAUCACAUGAGGAGAAGGCGGAUGAAGAAAAGGCACACAAAACAGAAAAGAAGCCACGUGUUUGAGGAGGGUGACGACUGGGACAAACUAUAUUCCACCAUGUCCAGGGCCUUUCUGUACCGGCUUUGGAAGGGAAAUGUCUCUUCCAAAAUGUUGAACCCACGCCUCCAAAAAGCGAUGAAAGAUUACCUCAACACCAACAAGCAUGGGGUGCACUUCCGGGGCAAACGGGAGGCGAGGCUGAGCCGAGAAGAGCUGCUGUGUGAGCUCCGGAGCAGGGUGCACGUGCGGACUCUGGACGGGAAGGAGGCACCCUUCUCUAUGCUGGGGUGGGAAAAGCAUGUCCCAGCUGUGCCCUUGAGCCAGCUGUACCCCCACGGCCUACAGAGCUGUGCCGUCGUCAUGUCAGCGGGUGCAAUCCUGAACUCUUCCUUGGGCAAAGAAAUAGAUUCUCAUGAUGCAGUUUUGAGAUUUAACUCUGCUCCUACACGUGGUUAUGAGAAAGAUGUUGGAAAUAAAACCACCGUGCGCAUCAUUAAUUCCCAGAUCCUGACUAACCCCAACCAUCACUUCACUGACAGUUCAUUGUAUAAAGACGUCAUUUUGGUGGCAUGGGACCCUGCUCCUUAUUCUGCAAAUCUUAACCUUUGGUAUAAGAAGCCAGACUACAACCUGUUCACUCCAUAUAUUCAGCAUCGUCAGAGAAACCCAAAUCAGCCAUUUUAUAUUCUUCAUCCUAAAUUUAUAUGGCAGCUUUGGGACAUUAUCCAGGAGAACACUAAGGAGAAGAUUCAGCCCAACCCACCAUCUUCAGGAUUCAUCGGAAUCCUCAUCAUGAUGUCCAUGUGCCGAGAAGUGCAUGUGUAUGAAUAUAUCCCGUCCAUUCGGCAGACAGAACUUUGUCACUAUCAUGAGCUGUACUACGAUGCAGCCUGCACACUUGGGGCAUACCACCCAUUGCUCUACGAGAAGCUCCUUGUGCAGCGCAUGAACAUGGGGGGCCAGGAGGAUCUGCAUCGGAAGGGGAAGGUGACCCUGCCGGGGCUCUGGGCCGUAAGCUGUCCUGCACCCAACUCCAUUCCACACUAUUAA